AGGAUUGGGCAAUAGGACGGAAGUGCUGGAGUUUCUUGUUUCCGCUUCCUGUUCCCGGCUGGAUCCUGAUCGGUCGUGUACUGGAGAGCUGGGAGCAGAACGAAAGUGGCUUCUGACUCCCAUUCAGCGUAGGUCCAUUGGCGAGGUCGGUGAGUGGGAGGAUGAUUUGCUGCUGCAUUCUGUGUCCAGCACAAUGUUUCUGCCGCCGCCGCCGCCGCCGCUGCUGCUGCUGCUGCUGCUAAUCACUAUCACAGCUGCUGUUGAGGUCAAACGGCCUCGGGGUGUCUCCCUUACCAAUCAUCACUUCUAUGACAAAUCUAAGCCUUUCACCUGCCUGGAUGGGUCCUCCACUAUCCCAUUUGAUCAAGUAAAUGAUGACUACUGUGAUUGUCAGGAUGGCUCUGAUGAACCAGGGACUGCUGCCUGCCCAGAGGGACGCUUCCACUGUACCAAUGCUGGGUAUAAACCCCACUACAUUCCCUCUAGCCGUGUCAAUGAUGGGAUCUGUGAUUGCUGUGAUGCCACGGAUGAGUACAACAGUGGGGUUGUCUGUGAGAACACAUGCAGGGAAAUGGGCCGGAAAGAGAAGGAAACUCUAGAACAGAUGGCAGAGGUUGCCCGUGAAGGAUUCCGGCUCAAGAAGAUCCUGAUUGAAGAAGGGAAGAAAGGCCAAGAGGAAAAGAGGAUCAAGCUCCUUGGUUUGCAAGAGUCGAAGAAGACUUUGGAGGAGCAGGUGGCGAUGCUGAGAGCAGUGAAAGAGGAAGCAGAGAAGCCUGAGAAAGAAUCGAAGGAGAGGCACCAAAGGCUGUGGGAAGAGCAGCAGGCAGCAGCCAUUGCCGCGAGGGAUCAGGAGCAGGCUGCCAGUGCUUUCCAGGAGCUGGAUGAUAAUACUGAUGGAGUGAUUUCAGUGGCUGAACUUCAGACCCACCCAGAACUAGACCCAGAUGGUGAUGGGGCUUUGUCAGAAGCAGAAGCCCAGGCUUUUCUGGGAGAGGCCUUGCAGGUGGAUGCUGCCGGAUUUAGAGAAGGCCUGUGGGCAGCCAUCAAGGAUAAGUACCAGCAAGAGUCUCUGCCCACUAUGCCACCUCUUACUGAGACCACAGUGGAGGAGAUACUGGAGACCCCUGAAGAGCCAUCCCCAACUGAGGAUGAAGAUGAAGGUCCUGGGUUGGAGGAAGAGGCGGAGGAGGAUGAAGAUGAUGAAGAGGAGAGCCCCGAGGAGGACAAGGAGACUUUGCCCCCACAGCCAGUCAAGGUGGAUGAGGAGGUAGAGAAGGACAAGAUGCCUCCGUAUGAUGAGAGAACCCAGGCCUAUAUUGAUGCGGCCCAGGAGGCUCGGGAUCAUUUUGAAGAAGCCGAAAAGUCACUGACAGAGAUGGAAGAGUCCAUCAGGAACCUGGAGCAAGAGAUGGCACUGGAUUUGGGUCCCAGUGGAGAGUUUUCCUACCUGUUUGGACAGUGCUAUGAGUUGUCCACCAAUGAGUAUAUUUAUAGAUUAUGUCCCUUCAACCGAGUCACUCAGAAACCUAACCACGGUGGUUCCGAGACCAACUUGGGCACAUGGGGGUCCUGGGAUGCAUCAGAGGAGGAGAAGUUCCAUGUUAUGCAUUAUGAACACGGGACAGGCUGCUGGCAAGGCCCCAACCGCUCCACCAAGGUGAAACUGGUGUGCGGUAAGGAAACCGUGGUCACAAGUGCUACAGAGCCAAGCCGAUGCGAGUACCUGAUGGAGCUGGUGACUCCGGCCGCCUGCCAGGAGCCGCCCCCGGAGUCUGCAGGGGAUCCUGACCACGAUGAGCUCUGAGCCCCAGAAUUCCAGGGGAGAAGCGAAUACCUCCAGGACCUGUGCACACAUCUCCCUCCUCACCCCAGCCCAGGGUACGAGACCUUGCCUGCCAUGGCUCUUUGGGGCUCAGUCCAUGGGGCUCUGCUCCCCAAGCCUUCCUCCUUGGGAAGUCUGCCAUCUUGAUGAAGGUCUCUGGGCCUCUGAAGACCAUGAAGCCUCAUCCAUUCCCUAUUGUCUGGAUGCUCAAGUGACUGGGACACUUUGCCCUGCCCUCCCCCUCCCCAUUGGCAGCUUCACCCACUGAUGGUGACUGGAUACCCCUCACCCCGGCCACACUCCGGGCACAGCGGGCUUCCUGCCUGCUUGGGUGGGAGAUCUUGACCUUUGUGACUGUGACACAAUAAACUCGGAUCCUUCCCUA
Messenger RNA from Monodelphis domestica (gray short-tailed opossum), 2207 nucleotides. It is a transcript of the gene PRKCSH, whose product is annotated as PRKCSH beta subunit of glucosidase II. NCBI's taxonomy places the organism in Eukaryota, Metazoa, Chordata, Mammalia, Didelphimorphia, Didelphidae. Gene Ontology annotation, biological process: N-glycan processing; liver development. Gene Ontology annotation, molecular function: calcium ion binding; protein binding. Gene Ontology annotation, cellular component: glucosidase II complex. The record is from RefSeq and is a predicted model, not a curated record.